Molecule: messenger RNA, 3735 nt
Organism: Syngnathus acus (greater pipefish)
Lineage: Eukaryota; Metazoa; Chordata; Actinopteri; Syngnathiformes; Syngnathidae
Gene: rufy2
Product: RUN and FYVE domain containing 2
Exons: 19
Coding region: 1-2112 (703 amino acids)
Cellular component (GO): cytoplasm
Molecular function (GO): metal ion binding
Source: RefSeq, a predicted model, not a curated record
AUGGCAUCUGCUGCCGAGCACGACCUGGCUCUUUCUGAGGCCGACGGCAGCAAGGACAAAUCUCAGGUGUUCGGAAUUUUGAGGUUACAAGAGGAGAAAUGUAACGUCGGUGAGAAAUGUAUCCCCACCGUGAGAGGAGGCGGGGGUGGAGGAGGAGGAGACGGACGAUGGCAGGCUCCCAUCUUCGCGUUAGCCAGGAAAGCCUCCGAAACCAUUUCGGGGAGCAUUCAUGUCCUGCCCAAAGUGUCGGAGAACAGAGCAUCCUUGCCGGGAGAGUGGACAGCUCAAGCUCUGCGGGAUCCGAUGACCAUGGAGCGAGCUAACCUGCUCAACAUGGCCAAGUUGAGUAUUAAAGGCUUGAUCGAGUCAGCACUGAGCUUUGGAAGAACGCUGGACUCGGACUACCCGCCCCUGCAGCAGUUCUUUGUUGUCAUGGAGCACUGCCUCAAACAUGGUCUGCGAGCAAAAAAGUCCUUUCUGGGAUUUAACAAGUCUCUUUGGGGUCCUCUGGAGCUGGUGGAAAAACUGUGUCCGGAAGCAGGAGAGAUUUCAGCCUCUGUACGAGAUCUGCCGGGACUCAAGACUCCAUUAGGUCGGGCCAGAGCGUGGUUACGACUGGCCCUUAUGCAGAAGCGGCUGGCCGACUAUCUGCGACUCCUCAUCACCAGAAAAGACUUACUAUGUGAUUUUUACGAGAAUUCGGCACUGAUGCUGGAGGAAGAAGGCGCCGUGAUUGUGGGUCUGCUGGUCGGCCUCAACGUCAUUGACGCCAACCUGUGCGUCAAAGGUGAAGAUCUGGACUCUCAGGUCGGGGUGAUUGACUUCUCCAUGUACCUAAAGAAUGACAUUGACGAUUACAGGAGCGAAGAGAGGAACAGCCAGAUAGCAUCCAUUUUGGAUCAGAAAAACUAUGUAGAGGAACUUAACCGCCAACUGAAUUCUACAGUUCACGGGCUGCAGGGCAGAGUGGACUCUCUGGAAAAGUCUAACUCGAAACUUAUAGAGGAGUUGGCUAUAGCCAAAAACAACAUCAUUAAACUGCAGGAAGAGAACCAGCAACUGAGGAGUGAAAACAGCCUCAUUCUUCUGAAGUCACAGCAACAUUUGGAGGUGUCUCAGGGUGACGUGUCAGUGGAAAGAGAGACAUACAAACAGUCCCGUCAAGGCUUGGAUGAAAUGUACAACGAGGCGCAACGGCAGCUGAAGGAGGAGUGUCAGCUCAGACAGGAUGUGGAGAAUGAGCUGGUGGUUCAAGUGUCAAUGAAGCAGGAAAUGGAGCUGGCCAUGAAACUUCUGGAGAAAGAUAUUCACGAGAAACAGGACACGUUGAUCGGGCUCAGACAUCAACUGGAUGAAGUCAAAGCCAUCAAUGUCGAGAUGUACCAGAAGAUGCAGUACUCCGAUGACGAAAUGAAGAAGAAGAACAACAUGAUCAGUCGUCUUGAGGAGAAGACCAAUCAGAUCACGGCCACCAUGAAGCAGCUGGAGCAGAGAUUACAGGAGGCCGAGAGCCACCGCAUCACGGCCGAGGAGGGCACCAGGCGUUUCAAGACGGACUUUGCCAACAAGGCUGACAGCUUGCAGCGGCAGAUCGACCACAGAGAAAAACAACUUCUGCAGCUUGAGACGGACUUGAAGAUCGAACGGGAGUGGAGACAAACGCUGCAGAAUGAUCUCCACCGAGAGAGAGAAACGGUGUCUCAGCUCAAGACACAGGCGCUGCAGAUCAACGGUCUCAAAAUGGAGUUCCAUCGCCUACAGGAUGAGAACUUCCAGCUGAAGAGCAUCUGUGAAGACCAAGAACAAGCUCUCGAGGAACUUGGCUCCAAACUUAGCGAAUCCAAAAUGAAGAUUGAGGACAUCAAGGAAGCCAACAAAGCUCUUCAGGGAGGCCAGGUGUGGUUAAAAGACAAGGAUGCAAGUCACUGUAAGCUGUGCGAGAAGGAGUUCUCCAUCUCAAGACGCAAGCACCACUGUAGAAACUGCGGCGAGAUCUUCUGCAACGGCUGCUCGGACAACGAACUUCCGUUGCCCGCGUCUCCCAAACCGGUGCGAGUGUGCGACACCUGCCACGCGCUCCUCCUCCAGAGAUGCUCGUCCAAUCCCACCUGAAGCGUUAACCUCUACCUCCAACCGGCCCUCUGCAAGGUCCAGCUCUUUAUAUCUUGCAUGCACUUUGACGUACAGUAUAUCUCACUGGGAUUAUACUGGAUUGAUUUGGAAGUUGAGAUGUUAAAAUUAUAUACAUACUGUGUUUCAUCAAAAGUGGCCUUCGCUUGAAUUAGACAAUGUGUCUUUAUUAGGCACCCUUUGAUCAUUUUGCCACAGUAAAUGCCAUUACCCAAACUACAGACCUGAUAUCUGUAAAUCUGAAGUUUACAGUGGAGUUUCGAACCCAGUGGAGCUCAACAUUUCAAUGUUGGAAAGAACCACGUUAUUCUGGUUCUUGUUGUAUUUGUGGAAUAUGAAUUCAACAGCAACAUUAAUCAAUCUCCAUUUGUCUCAGUGUGUCACCAUGUUGGAUAAUAUUAUUGUUGACAACUGAAACGAACCCUCCCAAAAGUUGACCAAAGUCAGAAAACAGUUCAUGAGGAAAUACAGUAUGCUGUAUGUACUGCAUAUCAUUUUGUUAGUCUAAUAUUAUAAUUGCCCAAGUUAUUUUUAAAAGGUUUUUGAAAAUCUAAAUUGAGUUGGAUCAAUUCACGACUUUGCAUAUUACCAUGACCUGGAUGAGCGAACAAAGGCAUAGGAAUGACUUCUUAAGCUUACUUUGACGUUAAUUUAAACAUGAUAUAGGCCGUUAUUCAACGCCAACAAGAUGGAGCCAAUACACACCGAGCUUUCAUUUCCUUGAGCAUUACAAAGUCAUGGUAUGAUGGGACACAUUGUGGUCGUCUACGUAUUGUUUUAUCUGUUCAGGGUCAAAUGUUCCUGUUAUCCAAUUGUUUGUAUUGUCCAAAUCCAAUUGUGUUUACAUCUUCUCAACUGGAUUUCGCUGCGGUUAUAUAUUGUAACUGUCAGUGCCCUGUAGUGUGUUUUGGAACACAUGAACACUUGAGGCACUUAAAAGAUGGGACUGUGAACCUAAUGAAAGCACUAAAGACUGACAGUAUCAACCACAUCUGAUGAGUGCCACCACCAAUUGAAGAUGUGCACCGAAACAAAGCUCCCCCCCUGAAGAAUGGUGCUCAUAUCUCGUGUUGGUGCCACUUAAGCUUGUGCACAUACUUAGUCCCAAAUUUAAGCAGGAGUUAUUACUUUAAGGCAGGGGUCACUACCCCCGGUCCGUGGCGCAAAAAAGGUUGGGGACCACUGCUUUAAGGUUCAUUGUAGGUACUAGUUCACUAGUCCAAUGACACGUUGCUGGUGGGUCGAGGCACAAUUGCAGUGAAUACUGUUUCAGGAAUUGAUUUCUAAUCCAUGGUCAAGUAUUCAUUCUCAUUUGGACUCUGGUUUGGUACUUGACCAAUCUUGACAACAUGGAAGUUGUCCACUUUUGUUUUUCUAUUUUUUCCCCCGUGUUUAAUAACCCAAUUGUGAUUAGCACAAGAGCCUCAUUUUAUACACUGCAAUUUUGCUCUUAUUUAUAAAAGUCCCAGUUCUCAAGGGCAUGUGCGGUUUUUUGUUAGUGUUUAUAUUGUUAACCAAAAGUGAACUUUAUCACCACAUUGUUGAUUGCCAACAGUAUGCUGCCUUGACUGUAGCAGUUUUGAUUAAAUGAAAUGAUAAACCUGA